Messenger RNA from Microdochium trichocladiopsis, 505 nucleotides. RefSeq lists its product as uncharacterized. The transcript has a single exon. Lineage: Eukaryota; Fungi; Ascomycota; Sordariomycetes; Xylariales; Microdochiaceae. The record is from RefSeq and is a predicted model, not a curated record. Bases 243 to 485 code for a protein of 80 amino acids.
CAUAUAUAAAGUGUCUUCCAUCCUGUCCUAUCCCUCUGCCGCUUCUGUCAGCUUCAGGGUCCCCUAGUGACCCCCCGUCCAUGCUAGAAGACUAAAAGUCAUCCCCUCCAGCAGCAACUUGGCUCCGUACCAAAGCAAGGUGCAGAGAGCAAACGGCACACCAGAAGGAAAUAUUUUGAAACCCCCAAAAAGCGCGGGACACAAACAGAAAUCGUCGCUGGAAGCCCAUUACGGGGCAGGGGAUGAUAUUCCCAGACCUCAGGCCCGAGCACUCGCCUCUCACCCCCAAGUCCUUUUCCGUCCUUCUGUUACUGUUGUGUAACAAGGUGCAAACGAUUGUCGACAACACUAGGCUGAGAAGAACAAAACACGAAAACAGCCACCGAUACCAUCCGAUGCCUCCUCCAGCUUUGCCGAGCAGCCGUCGGUCGUCAAAAAAUCAAACACCUCAUCUAGAUCGUCGCUUUGGCUCCGGCCAAGGAUAGGCAAGGAUGCUGCCCCAAAG